Ogataea philodendri is the source of this 1221-nucleotide messenger RNA. RefSeq lists its product as uncharacterized. Bases 1 to 1221 code for a protein of 406 amino acids. NCBI's taxonomy places the organism in Eukaryota, Fungi, Ascomycota, Pichiomycetes, Pichiales, Pichiaceae. The record is from RefSeq and is a predicted model, not a curated record. The transcript has a single exon.
AUGUCUUCUUCUACGGAUUUCGAAAAGUCUCCAUUGGAGAUCGAAUUCGAGGCCGAGAUCAGGUACUGUCUGUCGGAUAUGCGCACACGGACCGGGCCGGCCACCAAGAAGGUCCAGGGCAUCACUUUACAAACCACUCUGGGGGAACUGUUCGAACUGAGCGAUGUACAGGACGUUAUCGAAUUGGUGAUUGAGAACGAGCACUCCUCGAAAAACUUGGACAAUAGUCUGCCAUUGUACCAUAUUCUGGAGUGUGGAUCAAACCUGACCCACGAUCAGGUGCCCACUAUGAUCUCGAUCUCGGUUGUUCUGCCGGGUUCGGUGGCCAGGGUGAAGCAAUACGUUGUUACACUGAAAGACGAGCUUGGACGCGAGGUAGAGGUCGAAUUGACUUCCCAGGAUUGCAUUAUUGUCGAUAACACGCAGAUCGGCUACGACUCAUACGUUCUACUUUCCACCACCGGAAGACAGAAAAUCUCAGCGGUGGCCCCACUCAACACGGAGUUUGAGGUGAAGGAGAAUACGCAUAUGGACCGAAAUUGGGUGGCAACGGUCUCGGGCGUGGCCAGAUCGCUGUCGCUGUUGCCAUUGAGACUCCCUGAACUUGUUGCGCGCGGAACAGUGCAUUUUUUCGAGCAGGGCACCUUCUGGAGACUUCUAAACCUGACCUGGGUGAUUGUGAGGUUCUCGGUCAUACAACUGGUGAUAGGAGUGAUUCCUUCGGGCGAUGCCCGCAGACCCAAAUCAUUUAUUCGGGGCCCGCUCGCGGAUAUAAUUAACGUUUAUCUUUUUGGGGCCACAAUUUUCGGGAGCGAGCUGUGGAUCAGUCUAGAAGAUAUCAUUUUGAAUGAUUUUUCAGGCCGGGCCCAAAAAUACUCUUUGAUUCCUGUGCGAAGGAUGCUUGCUGUGGGAACAUCUGUGGAAAACUACGCGCACCUUAAGAUUUCGCUCUUAGUGCGCUCGCUUAUCGUGAAUAAUCGCAGAGGACGAUUGGAGUUGCCAGGAAAGGUGCACCCAGAACAGAAAUCUUGCUGCGCGUCAGCGGAAUUUUAUCGAUACGUUUGUGUGGCUGUGCAAGAUUUUAGUUUGUUACUAAUCACCCUCCAUCCGACCAUUUUCCAGAUCUACAAAACAGAACUGGACAAACACGAGCAAUUGGUGGCCAAGUUGCGCAACGACCUCGCAGAACAGCAAGACGCCAUUGCCGAGCCACAGGACUAA